This is a messenger RNA of Momordica charantia (bitter melon), 1500 nucleotides long. It is a transcript of the gene HAOX1, whose product is annotated as Aldolase-type TIM barrel family protein. Lineage: Eukaryota; Viridiplantae; Streptophyta; Magnoliopsida; Cucurbitales; Cucurbitaceae. Gene Ontology annotation, molecular function: FMN binding; oxidoreductase activity. The record is from RefSeq and is a predicted model, not a curated record.
CAACAAAUUAAGUUGAUCGAUAUCUUCUAAACUUCCACUUCUACUAGAGAACACGCAAUCAUAGGCCACAGUCCUAUAUUCGACUUCAACUUCUCUUAAGAGUCUGGAUUUUCGUAGAGGUAACCAGCUCAACCCAUUUUCCAUUGAAGCCUGCACUUUCCAGUUGGGUCAAUAUAACAGGAGCGUCAAGCCUCAAGUCUCUAUUUUGUCAGGAUAAAAUGUCUUCUGAGCCGAUGAAUGUGAAUGACUUCAAAGAAUUGGCUAGGCAGGCACUUCCAAAAAUGUAUUAUGAUUUCUAUGCAGGGGGUGCUGAGGACCAACACACACUUAGAGAGAACAUACAAGCUUUCCAUAAAAUCACGAUCCGACCUAGAGUUCUUGUGGAUGUGAGCAAAAUUGAUAUGUCAACAACCAUAUUGGGCUAUCGCAUAUCUGCACCUAUCAUGGUUGCUCCAACUGCAGCACAUAAGCUAGCAUACCAUGAAGGAGAACUAGCCACGGCCAGGGCAGCAGCUGCUGCAAAAACCAUAAUGGUUCUAUCCUACUCUGCGACCUCUUCAAUAGAGGAAGUUGCCUCUAGCUGUGAUGCUGUCCGUUUUUUUCAAUUAUAUGUAUUCAAAAGGCGUGAUAUCACAACUCUGCUAGUAAAGAGAGCUGAGAGAUCUGGAUACAAGGCAAUAGUCCUGACUGCUGAUACUCCUCGGCUUGGAAGAAGGGAGGCUGACAUAAAGAACAAAAUGAUUGCACCUCCAGUGAAGAAUCUUGAAGGCCUCGUAUCGGUUGAAAUUAACUCUGAUCAAGGUUCAAAAUUAGAAGCUCAUGCCAAUGCGACCUUGGAUGCAUCUCUGCGCUGGGAAGAUAUAGGAUGGUUAAGAUCAAUCACUAGCCUGCCAAUUUUGAUCAAGGGAAUUCUUACUCAUGAAGAUGCAACUAGAGCUGUGGAAGCAGGUGUUGAUGGAAUUAUUGUCUCCAAUCAUGGGGCCCGCCAACUCGAUUUUGCUCCUGCUACUGUUUCUGUUCUUGAAGAGGUAGUUCAUGCUGUCAAGGGUAGAGUUCCUGUCCUCUUCGACGGAGGUGUGCGACGAGGAACAGAUGUGUUUAAGGCGUUAGCCCUUGGUGCCCAAGCAGUCCUUAUAGGGAGACCAGUUUUGUUUGGGCUAGCAGCAAAGGGAGAAGAGGGAGUAAGAACAGUGCUGGAAAUGCUCAAGAAUGAGUUGGAGAUCACUAUGGCACUUUCUGGUUGCCCGUCCAUCAAGGAUAUUACUAGAAGCCUUGUGAGGACACAGUAUGAUAAGCUGCAAUCAAUGCUUUAAUGUGUUUGCGUUAUAAUAUAAGUAAGCAGCUACCUCCUGUCCUGAUUUACAUAAAGGAGUUCUGCAAGGAUGUAUCUCCAAUUCUUCAGUAAUGUUAUUCCUAAUAUUUGGAGACUUCUGAUAAAUAGCUCUAAAAGUAUUUAAACACUUUCCACUCUAUCGAUCAGAACCUUAGUGAGGAGGCAAA